UAAUGAAUGUAAGACAUUUCCCAAAGAGUAGCCUUGGAGUAGACACGCCGGCCGGUGCGAUCUUCAGUGUUCAUUCGUAAAAUUACAGUGAUAAAUAUAGUUCUAAAUUGUCGGGAAUACGGUUUUCAUUUUAAUACAUUAAAGGAUUAAAAUAAAGAUGGGUGAUCAAGGAUUUUUGAAGCCAAAAGUUGGAUUUGCAACUACUGCUAUUCAUGCUGGACAAGAUAGUGAAAAAUGGAAGUCAGGUGCAGUAGUUCCUCCGAUUGUAACGUCUACCACGUUUAAGCAACCCGCGCCAGCAGAACACACUGGAUUUGAAUACGGAAGAUCUGGAAAUCCCACCAGAAACACUUUAGAAGAAUGUUUAGCGGCCCUUGAUGGAGGAAAGUAUGGAUUGGCUUUUGCCUCUGGUCUGGGAGCCACCACAACCAUAAUUUCAUUGCUGAGCAGUGGAGACCAUGUUAUAUCUAGUGACGACAUAUAUGGCGGAACAAACAGACUUUUUAGGCAAGUUGCGGGGCGAAUGGGUAUAGAAACCACGUUUGUAGAUUUCACAGACUUAAAAAAAGUAGAGGAAGAAAUCAAAGAAACCACAAAGAUGAUUUGGGUUGAAUCACCCACCAACCCACUACUAAAAGUGGUUGACAUUGCAGCCCUAGCCAAGAUAGCAAAAAGUCGUAAAGAUAUAAUUGUUGUUGUAGACAACACAUUUUUGACUUCAUAUCUGCAGAGACCUCUUGAUUUUGGAGCAGAUAUUGUUAUGUAUUCACUAACAAAAUAUAUGAAUGGACAUUCUGAUGUUAUCAUGGGUGCUGCGAUUGUCAAUGAUGACAAAAUUGAAGCAAGACUGCGGUUCUUGCAAAACGCUAUGGGUACAGUGCCAUCGCCGUUCGACUGCUACUUAGUGAACAGAAGUUUAAAAACUCUGGCUUUACGAAUGGAACGCCACAAGCAAUCAUCGCUUAUUAUUGCGAAUUGGCUUCUAAAGCAUCCGAAAGUGCUUGAAGUUUUACAUCCAGGCCUUCCUUCUCAUCCACAGUAUGAAAUAUCCAAGAGACAAACUGUAGGUCAUUCUGGAGUAUUCAGUUUCAAGCACGCCGGUGAUUUAAAAGAGUCGAGGAAGAUUCUAAGUGCAUUGAAAGUUUUUACUCUUGCUGAAAGUUUGGGUGGAUAUGAAAGUUUGGCAGAAUUACCUUCCGUGAUGACCCACGCUUCGGUUCCUGCUGAACAACGCGCUCAACUUGGAAUCACUGAUUCACUUAUUCGUCUUUCAGUUGGAUUAGAAGAUACUGAAGAUCUCAUUAAAGAUUUAGAUCAAGCAUUUAAAUCUGCAUUUUAAAAAUAGAUUCUUGAUGGUUGCAAGUCGUAGGACUGUGCCAACAUAGGUAGUAUAUUGAGUAUUUUAUCAUAUGAAUAUGCAUUAACCGUUCACAAAAGUGUUUUUAAGCGAACAUAAUUUAUUACAUUUAGUGUUACGUUUCCCAUAUAACCUAACAUUAAUAUCUCUUAUAAUAAAUAUACCACUUUUGUAAAAUAUAACUAAUCACAUUUUAUAUAAAGGGCAUAAUCUAUCCGAUUGUUCUUAGUUGAAUAUUCAAAAAAAGAAUGUGACUAUAAAUAAUUGAAUUACUUAUCAUAGAUCAAGUGAGGCUAAAAUAGUUCCAAAGGUUAACAAUGUGCAUUUGUAUGUUAAGUAUUCUACCUCACUUUUCUAUAAUAAAACAUCUAAAUCUAAACUUUAUAACAGUUGUACCAAGUACACUUAGCACGAUUUACCGAUUUUAGUUGUUCCUCAAAAUUGAUACAAAGUAUCGUAACUGUUUGUUUGUUAUCUUCAUGUUAUUUGUCCUCUAAAGUAUUAUGUGAAAAAUAUUAUUAGUAUAUUUUUAAUAAGCUAUUUUAAGAUUUAUUUUGUUAUUGCAUAAAAUUAAUCAAAUCAUGUCAUAAAAAAUAUAUUAAUUAUUUAUAA
Molecule: messenger RNA, 1969 nt
Organism: Plutella xylostella (diamondback moth)
Lineage: Eukaryota; Metazoa; Arthropoda; Insecta; Lepidoptera; Plutellidae
Gene: Cth
Product: Cystathionine gamma-lyase
Biological process (GO): transsulfuration
Cellular component (GO): cytoplasm
Molecular function (GO): pyridoxal phosphate binding; cystathionine gamma-lyase activity
Source: RefSeq, a predicted model, not a curated record